AUGAUGGAGGUGGCCACCGACCAGCCUCGCUGGAUGGCACAUCACGCUGUGCUCAAUGGGCAGCACCCAGAGAGCCACCACCCCGACUGGCACACAACUACAUGGAACCGGCUCAGCUGCUGCCCCCUGAUGAAGUGGAUGUGUUUUUCAACCAUCUGGAUUCCCAGGGAAAUCCCUACUAUGCCAACUCUGCCCAUGCCAGGGCAAGGGUCUCCUACAGCCAGGCGCAUGCUCGCCUGACAGGCAGCCAGAUGUGCCGGCCACACAUCCUGCACAGCCCUGGACUUCCUUGGCUGGAAAGUGGCAAGUCGGCCCUGACUGCUGCCCACCAUCACAACCCCUGGACGUUAAGACCCUUUGCACCCCACCGGUGGCUCCCUGUAUCCGGGAGGGGGCUCCUCGGGGGCCCCAUCUUCCUCCCACUCCAGCCCGCACCUGUUCGGCUUCCCCCCCACCCCACCCAAGGACGUGUCCCCCGACCCUGGCAGCGCAGCCUCCCCAACCUCCUCCCGGGCGGAGGACAAGGACAGUAUCAAGUACCAGGUGUCCCUGUCUGAGGGGAUGAAGAUGGAGGGGGGCAGUCCACUGCGGAGCAGCCUAGGACCCAUGGGCGCUCAGCCAUCUACCCACCACCCUAUCCCCACCUACCCAUCCUACGUACCGGCAGCACACGACUACAGCAGUGGUCUCUUCCACCCAGGCAGCUUGCUGGGGGGACCAGCUUCCAGCUUCACCCCAAAACAGAGGAGCAAGAGCAGAUCGUGUUCAGAAAGAAAUCCGGUUUCUUCGUGUUUCCAUUUAGAAGGGAGAGAAUGUGUCAACUGUGGAGCUACAGCCACCCCACUGUGGAGGAGAGACGGGACCGGCCACUACCUCUGUAACGCCUGCGGGCUCUACCACAAAAUGAACGGUCAAAACCGACCACUUAUUAAACCGAAACGGCGACUGUCGGCAGCAAGACGAGCAGGCACCUGUUGUGCAAACUGCCAGACAACCACAACGACCUUAUGGCGACGCAAUGCAAACGGAGACCCAGUGUGUAACGCCUGUGGAUUGUACUUCAAGCUGCACAAUGUGAAUAGGCCCCUGACCAUGAAAAAGGAAGGAAUUCAGACCAGGAAUAGGAAAAUGUCCAACAAGUCCAAGAAAAACAAGAAAGGCUCAGAGUGUUUUGAGGAACUUUCCAAGUGCAUGCAAGAGAAGUCUUCUCCUUUCAGCGCGGCGGCCCUGGCCAGUCACAUGGGGCCCAUGGGUCACUUGCCUCCUUUCAGCCACUCCGGCCACAUUUUGCAGACGCCGACCCCUAUCCACCCUUCCUCUAGUCUGUCCUUUGGGCACCCACACCCAUCCAGCAUGGUAACAGCAAUGGGAUAA
Messenger RNA from Staurois parvus, 1374 nucleotides. NCBI's taxonomy places the organism in Eukaryota, Metazoa, Chordata, Amphibia, Anura, Ranidae. The record is from the annotation of a GenBank genome assembly.